ACAGGCCCGGAGGAAGUGAGCGGCGCGCGGGGCCCCUGCCUGCCCCCACCCCCCGCCCUCUAACCCCCCCAGGGCUAGGAACCUGCUUUUCUCUGGAAGCCAGGAAUCACGAUUUGAGCUACGUGCCUUCAUUUCCUGGCGUGGAGGAGGCGGCCAGGGCCGGCAAGGGAGAGAUGGAGCCGGAGUCCCUGUACAACCUGCUGCAGCUCCCGAAGGCGGUAGGCGUGCCGGCGGAGGAGGAACUUGCACAAGGAGAAAAGAAGAAAUACCUGCCACCCACCUCGCGGGAGGACCCCAAAUUCAAAGAACUGCAAAAGGUACUGGUGGAGUGGAUCAAUGCCAAGCUCCUCCCGGAGCACAUCGUGGUCCGCAGCCUGGAGGAGGACAUAUUCGAUGGGCUCAUCUUGCACCACCUUUUCCAGAUGCUGACCGGGCUCCGGCUGGAAGUCGAGGAGAUGGCUCUGACCGCCCCCAACCAGAGGCGCAAGCUGGAGGCCGUCCUGGAGGCGGUCAACCGCAGUCUGGAGGUGGAGGGUCAGCCGCUCAAGUGGAAUGUGGAAACCAUCUUCAGCAAGGACUUGCUGGCCACCCUGCAUCUUCUCGUGGCCCUGGCCAAGCACUUCCAGCCCGACCUGCCCCUCCCGACCAACGUCCAGGUGGAGGUGAUCACCAUGGAGAGCACCAAAAGCGGUCUGAAGUCGGAGAAGUCAGUGGAGCAGCUCACUGGAUGCAGCACAGACAAGGACCAACCAGCCAAAGACGUCUUUGAUGAAUUAUUUAAACUGGCUCCGGAGAAAGUGAACGCCGUCAAAGAGGCCAUUGUGAACUUUGUCAACCAGAAGCUAGAUCGCCUGGGCCUGUCUGUGCAGAAUCUGGACACCCAGUUUGCAGACGGGGUCCUCUUACUCUUGCUGAUUGGACAACUGGAAGGCUUCUUCCUGCACUUGAAGGAAUUCUACCUCACUCCCACCUCUCCUGCAGAAAUGCUGCACAAUGUCACCCUGGCCCUGGAGCUGCUUAAGGAUGAAGGCCUGCUCAGCUACCCCCUCAACCCCGAAGACAUCGUGAACAAGGACACCAAGAGCACGCUCCGGGUCCUCUACAGCCUGUUUCACAAGCACAAGCUGAAAGACCGUGCGGACAGCACGCCCCACGGACCUCCGAAUUAACGGCCUCGGCCCCUCGAAGUUGCUUCUCCACGCUCCGAGCCAGCGGGAGGGCGCAGGGGCCACAGAACGACCCCCGCCACCACACAGCCGGGUGCCCUCCGGCCACCUGCCCUGUCCCCAACUCUGAUCCCUGUUUCCAUCCAAGUAUCUUUGAAUUCACUGGGCCUGCAUCUGUUUUGAGCCAACCUCUGGCCUCACUCAGUUGAUAUUGGCAAACGUAUUUCUGGGAGGGAUUUGGGGAGCCUGCAGUGCCUGGGGAAAGACGCUUAUAUAUUGUCAGUAUGAGCCGAUCCCCCUGAGGCAGUUCCCCUUUCCUUGCGGCUAGGCGUGGAAGGUUCUCAGCGUCUCCUCUCCGAGGGCACCCGUGGGGGCAGCAAGGAGCCCAGGGAUGCUGACCUUCACUCGGGCUGCGGGGUUUGACUUUGGGAGCAGAAAGGGCUCCCAGGGGCCGGGGCUGAAGAUCAGAGGCCCAGCUGGCCUCUCGCUCAGGGUGAUGGGCCCCAGGGUCACCAUCCGGAGGCAGGAGUCCCACAUGGCCCCCAAGCCAAGGCCCCGAACCCCGUGGGGAAGGUAAUCCGCUUGCUGCCAGAGGAGCUGUGCCCCAGGCGCACCCCACAGCUCGAUGGUGAGCCCUGCCCGGAAGCCACAGGAGACAUCGUGUGGUUGAUUGUAGGUUGGAUGGGGUCCUGGUCUGUCCCCAAGGACGGGCCAUCACCCUCUCUCUCUGAUGAGAACUGCCACUUGCUGCCCGUGUUUCUCAAAGAAUAAGUCCUUGUAGGAAGGUUGAAUGUGGCCAUCCCAGGAGCUGACGUGAGGCGGGAACCAGCCAGGACGAGGCACCGUGGGGGGAGGGGGCGGCAGCAAGGGGACAGACCCCCCUCGGGGCUGCCUCUGGGCUUCUCCCCUCCUCCCCCAGCUCCAGGCCCCGCUAGGUCUGGGUUAUCACAGUUUGACAGCCUUGGAUUG
Hyaena hyaena (striped hyena) is the source of this 2135-nucleotide messenger RNA. RefSeq names its product parvin gamma (gene PARVG). NCBI's taxonomy places the organism in Eukaryota, Metazoa, Chordata, Mammalia, Carnivora, Hyaenidae. The transcript is spliced from 13 exons. Gene Ontology annotation, cellular component: cytoplasm; actin cytoskeleton; focal adhesion. Gene Ontology annotation, biological process: substrate adhesion-dependent cell spreading; establishment or maintenance of cell polarity; actin cytoskeleton organization. Gene Ontology annotation, molecular function: actin binding. The coding region runs from base 174 to 1169 and encodes 331 amino acids. The record is from RefSeq and is a predicted model, not a curated record.